GCGGCGGCGCAGGAGGGGGCGGGUUCGGCGAGGGCGCGGCCUCUGAGAGGGGGGCGCACUGUACGCAUCCCCCGCGAUCGCCCGGGCCGCUCGGGAGCCUCGCGGCAGCCCGGCGCCCCACUUGGCCAUCCAUCCGCUCCUUGCCCGCCUCCUCUUGUCACCUCCCGUCUCACCCUUCUCGCUCCGUCCCCGCCGCAGGCACCGCCAUCCGAGUGAGCGCCUCAGAGAGCCGGAGGUGGUGUGCUGGGCUGCAGGGCGCGACCUCGAGCGGUCCUUAGCUCCGCACUAGCACUAGGGGGCACGGGCGACAGCAUGGACUCCAAGCGCUGCUUCGCCAAUCGCUUCGAUGACUACCAGGGCAGCCUGCUGGCGGGCCAGUGUGAGGAGGCGGUGGCGCCCUUGGUCACCGCCACCAUCGAGCGCAUUCUCCAGGAGCUUCCCCCUCUCGGGGGCGGCGCCGAGGGCCGAGGCGCGACGGCCGGGGCUAGCGGCUGCCAGGGGGGGCUUUACGGCGGCGUGGCCGGGGUAGCCUAUAUGCUCUACCACGUCUCGCAGAGCCCGCUCUUCGCCACCGCCCGGGAGCGCUACCUGCGCUCGGCUAAGCGCCUCAUCGACGCGUGCGCCCGCGCUGAGGAGUGGGGCGAGCCGGACGCCGACACCCGCGCUGCCUUCCUGCUCGGGGGCGCGGGCGUGUACGCUGUGGCCACGCUCGUGUACCACGCCCUGGGCCGGUCCGACUACGUGCAGCCGCUGGGCAAGUUCCGGGCUCUGUGCGCCGUCUGCGCGCCGGUCUCCUUCCUGGAGUGCGGCUCGGACGAGCUGUUCGUCGGCCGCGCGGGCUACCUGUGUGCCGCGCUGGUGCUCAAGCAGAAACUCGCCCAGGAGUUUUCUUCACAGGAAAAAAGCCAAUUCAGUAUUAAAAUGCUACCCAACAUUGAUGGCAAAUACAAAGAGGAAGUCUGCAUAUUCAAAGAAGCGAGACAAGCUUUUGAAAAUAAAAAUUUAAAAAAGUCUCCCCUCUCCACUCAGGAGGGAUUUGAAAAUUAACAAAGAGGAAGUCAUAUGAGGGUCUCAAGCUCACUUCCUUCAGAGUCACAGCCUGUGGCUUGUGUGAAAUGGACACGUGGGACCUGAGUAACCUGCCCCUUAAAUGUCACCAGCUCAUCUUGGAUUCCACUGUGAGAAGUCAUGAGGCAAAGAAAAAAGUGGGAGAACUGUCCUUACAUUGGGGUCUUUUAAAAUAUAUUUAGUGUAUCUUAAGAGAAAAGGAAGACAUUUGAACUUCAUGUCUAUAACUAGAUGCAGUCUUUUCAAGUUACGACUUGCCAAUGUAACCAUUAUUUGGUCCUUUUAUGGUAAAACCAAAACAUUGUAAUAUAGAUACUGUAUUUUUUUUAAAGUUUCCUAUUAAAAUUAAUAGAAUGAGUUAAUCCCUGCACAGAAGUUGAUAAGUGUUGACAUUCUGCGUGGCACAUCCCUGCUAUUAUCUUAUGAAAUGCAUAGUUUUGGAGUUGGUUGAGAUGGUAUUGGUUGUGAUACAAACAUAUAGUCAUUUUAUUUAUAAUUAUGAUUUAUAAAUACCUUCACUUAAUUUUAAAUGCAAUUUAUUUGUCUAUUUUGUUGUAUAUAAUUCUUAAAGCUACCUAUUUCAAUCAAAAUCUACAAACUUGUAAUAUAGUAUCUGGAUUUACAGACCCCUGACUCUUCGUUAACUUCUUGAGUUAUAAACAAGGUACCAAAAGUCUCAGUUGAUAGAUGAAAACUCUUCUGCUGGAUUUAUGCACUCUAAUCAAGAGCCCUGGUGUAAAUCAUUGUCGAGUUUACGAAUUUGUGCAUUAGUUAGUGAUUUGACUGUAUAAUCUGAAAAUACCUUCUCUCUUAACUAGUAAAUUCCCAUUUAUCUUUUUAA
Molecule: messenger RNA, 1909 nt
Organism: Cebus imitator (Panamanian white-faced capuchin)
Lineage: Eukaryota; Metazoa; Chordata; Mammalia; Primates; Cebidae
Product: lanC-like protein 3
Exons: 3
Coding region: 313-1047 (244 amino acids)
Biological process (GO): carbohydrate metabolic process; peptide modification
Cellular component (GO): plasma membrane
Source: RefSeq, a predicted model, not a curated record